AUGCUCUCCCCUGCCGCCUUCACGGCGCUCGCGCUGUUUGCUACAGUGCAAGGCAUCCCAUCCUACCAACCGCAUCUCCACAAACGAUGUGGUCCUGUCCAAGAAUUCUACAACCAGAACCAAGGAGACUGGGACACCUACAACACCACCGACUGGCUGAACAGCUGGUGGGACGGCAACACCGACCAAGUCUCCAGCAACACGGCCGGGUUCGCCGGAGCAUUCGGGCAAUGGGCCAUGGGCAACCCAGAUUGGUCCUGCAGUGACAGUGGCUCAGAUACCGACUGUGACCUCAAUCUGUGCGAUAAUCGAGUCCUGAAUGACAAGGGUAAUGACAUUCGUCCGGCGUAUUAUGUGCUUGAGUCCGUUAACCGGCUUCAUACCUACUUCACUGGUCUUGGGGAGGCGUUCACGACCACGGCGCUGGGGGCGGCGCUGUCGAAGGAUGAGUGGGCGUUGACCUUCUAUAAGGACAAGGACGCGAAGAGCGUGACGGCACUCAAGGAGGCCCUGAAUGCAGUGACGACUAUCGUCGGUAUUGGGGCGACGUUUGCGGGCCUGGGUCCUGCGGUCGGUGGUGCGGUUGCUGGUGCAGGCUCUGCGCUGCUCAGUGGCGGUAUUGCGGCGGGUAAUCUGGUGCUUGGGGAUCACAAAGAUGACACUUUCGAGAAAUCAGCCGAUCUCGGCAGCAUCCUCGGCACCGUUGUCGUCGACUCUCUCAAGUCCUUCACGACAGCCAACAACGACCUCAUGGCCGGAAGGUUGUACAACAAGGCCGAUAUCCGAUCAUACCUUUCCGGGGGAGCCUUCCUGGACUAUCCAGGUGUGGACAAGAACGCGGUGACCGACUCCAUGACAGCCAUGAUGGUGGGAACGGCAAUCAACCAGCUCUACAGAACUCAAAAGGUCUUCAUCAUGGGCGGUGGAGCCUGCGGUGAUAACCAAGGCAUUGGAUCAGGACCCCAAGAAGCCGUUGUCUGUCGUGACAACAAGGCCUGGUAUCUAUAUUACUGGCAGGAGAACGAUGUCGUUUCGACCACCGCGCAUCAAUGGGGAUGGGUCGCUUCUCCGCCCGGGGCGGAUCAACUCGGCCAGGGCCCGUAUAGUGGUGUCAGCGUUGAGGAUAUCAUCAAUUCAUCGCUCGAUGCGUACAAUGCCGCCGGGUACGACUAUAAUGCGGACAAAGCGGCGGAACGAGCGUCAGAUGCGGUUGCAAACGCCUGGGCCAGUCCUGGAGAGAAGGGAGCUUCGUGGGAAGGCGUGUUUACUAUUCCAGUUUGCGAUGUUAGAGGGGCAGUUGAUUCGGACUUUGAGAUGAAGGAGUAUAUUCUGCAACCAUAUGGGCAUAAGAUGCGUCCUGUUUGGUGCGGUGCGAUAUGUGGAGGUGAUCAACAGACAACACAGAGUUUCAUUAACGCCGCUAAUAUGGGUGGUUUCAAGAGCCCGAAACAUCUCUGCUCCGAGGAUCCGGGCUAUUGA
Molecule: messenger RNA, 1479 nt
Organism: Aspergillus melleus
Lineage: Eukaryota; Fungi; Ascomycota; Eurotiomycetes; Eurotiales; Aspergillaceae
Exons: 2
Coding region: 1-1479 (492 amino acids)
Source: RefSeq, a predicted model, not a curated record